AUGUCAUAUCAUCUUGAACAUCAACCUUUGGAGGACUACCAGUCUAUACGCUUUGAGUUCCCUGAUAAGGACAUCAUUUUGAUUAGGGAUUCCAACAUCCCCGGCCCCGAGGAAGGAACAAAACCUGGGUCUCGAUGGACACUUGUGUUUGAUGGAGCUUCUAACGCUCAUGGAAAUGGAAUUGGGGCAGUCAUCACCUCCCUAACUAGUUUUUAUCUACCUUUCACCGCAAGGUUGUGUUUUGAAUGCACCAACAAUAUGACGGAGUACGAGGCCUGUAUUUUCGGCAUUGAAGCUGCAAUUGAUCUUAGGAUCAAAAUUUUUGAAGUCUACGGAGAUUUGGCUUUGGUCAUCAGCCAAGUCAAAGGAUAUUUGGAAGCUCGAGAUCACAAGCUAAUCCCUUACAAGAAGCAUGUCCUUAAGUUGAUCCCGUACUUCGAUGAGAUUUCAUUCCAUCACAUCCCUAGAGAGGAAAGUAUGUUGGUCGGCUCCUUAGCAACUCUUUCAUCCAUGUUUAAGGUCAAAUGGAAAAAUGAAGCACCAUCUUUUCACCUUGACUACUUGGACGAGCCUGCUUAUUACUUGGCAACCGAAGAUGAAGUUUUUGGCCAUCCUUGGUUCUAUGACAUCAUGAAGUUCCUAUAA
Lathyrus oleraceus (garden pea) is the source of this 645-nucleotide messenger RNA. RefSeq lists its product as uncharacterized. Gene Ontology annotation, molecular function: RNA-DNA hybrid ribonuclease activity; nucleic acid binding. The transcript has a single exon. The record is from RefSeq and is a predicted model, not a curated record. NCBI's taxonomy places the organism in Eukaryota, Viridiplantae, Streptophyta, Magnoliopsida, Fabales, Fabaceae. The coding region runs from base 1 to 645 and encodes 214 amino acids.